This is a messenger RNA of Penicilliopsis zonata CBS 506.65, 1143 nucleotides long. RefSeq lists its product as hypothetical. NCBI's taxonomy places the organism in Eukaryota, Fungi, Ascomycota, Eurotiomycetes, Eurotiales, Aspergillaceae. Bases 1 to 1143 code for a protein of 380 amino acids. The transcript is spliced from 8 exons. The record is from RefSeq and is a predicted model, not a curated record.
AUGGCGUCUGAUAGAAAUUAUUCGGACCGUUAUGGUCACUCUCAGCAAGCCGGAUACUAUGAUGGCUAUGCCCACGAUCAGCAAGGUAGCAUGCAAAGCACACAGUCCGGAAACUUCUACCGUGGUCGUCACCCAUCUGGUGGAUACGGCUCAAACCAAUCUUAUCCAUCCCGCCAAUCUGGCUCAGACCAAUCUCAGUCAUCCUACUACCAUCAAUCCAGACGAUUUGAUCGCCAUGGCUAUGAUCAAGAUGAGCCUAGUUCAGACAAUCACAUUGACCAUCCGGAUUCUCCAGAUAACCCAGAGAUAGAUUUGCCUCCAGAGAAAGAGCCGUUUGGAUAUACAUCUUCAUCUCCCAAUGGUAAUGACUGUCGUGAACCUAUCGGAUAUCAAGUCCAUGAUAUCCCUACAGCUCAGCAUCUAGAGCUUGUCCCUGGUGGCAUUGCCCGGUCUCAUCAUUCCGGGAUACCGCCUCAUUCACAACGCCAGUCAUAUGAGAGCUCCGGCUUGGAUCUUCAGUCCAACCAAGAUAGCCACAGGCCCCCUCGUGGCCGCAAUCAUCAGAAAGACGAAAUGCAUCCUAUCACAGAGGACAACUUGGAUAGAGUUCAUGGCCCGAGAGAUAGCCUAGAUCCCAGCUUCAAGGUCCAGGGCAACCCCCGGAGAUUUUUCAAAGCUGGAAGAGUGUUUGCACUUCUCUGGCACCAAAAUCGCGGUCAGAACAAUAAUACGGCUGGUAGUAACACGGCUCCCAGCAAUUUCACGUCAUAUGGACUAUAUGGCCAGCCGAUCUACAGCUGUAUCAGAAGAAUGGUUGUCUUCAAAGAACGCAAUGGGUCUGCCUUAUGUUUUACCUACUCCAGACAGGGUGUGGGAAAGCACGGCGUCGAUCCUUCGAAGCAUUCAAUCAUCCACAUGGAAGGUGUUUCUCCCGAGAGAGGCCCGAAUGAACCUCUAAUGACCAAGGAUCCCAUCGCUGUUGUGCCAACGAAAGCCGACUGCAAAUUGGACAAAAUGUCACGUAUUGAUUUUGAAAAGAUUCAUAAUGUGGAGCAUAACCAGAGAGUUAUGCCAAUUGGAAAGAUUUCAGAGGGAUCAAUGCCUAAGUUCAUAGGCUACGCAAAGUCUGAACUGGCCAAAUAA